This is a messenger RNA of Pomacea canaliculata, 1773 nucleotides long. Its product is annotated as glutathione S-transferase A-like. Gene Ontology annotation, molecular function: glutathione transferase activity. The record is from RefSeq and is a predicted model, not a curated record. Lineage: Eukaryota; Metazoa; Mollusca; Gastropoda; Architaenioglossa; Ampullariidae. The coding region runs from base 42 to 722 and encodes 226 amino acids. Gene Ontology annotation, biological process: glutathione metabolic process. The transcript is spliced from 6 exons.
UACACGUCUACUGAUGCUGGGUCGGAGCGAUCUUUGAAAAAAUGGCGGCCAACUUGUUUUUGUAUUGGGGGUCUGGGAGCAUUCCUUGCUGGAAACCAAUGAUCGUACUAGCAGAAAAAGGCAUUAGUGAAUAUGGCAACAAACUAAUAUCCUUCAGCAAGAAUGAGCAAAAGUCGGAUGAAAUUUUAAAGCUGAAUCCCCGUGGACAGGUUCCAACAUUUAGAGACGGAGACGUAGUUGUGAAUGAAUCAACAGCCAUCUGUGAAUAUCUUGAGUUCAAGUUUGCAGAACAAGGUGCCACUCUGCUACCUUCAGAUGCUGCCACACGUGGCAGAGUUCUUCAGCGUAUGUUUGAGACUCAGAACCUAAUGAAGACGCUGAUUGAAGGUGUUGCCUAUUUAUUUUUCCACAACAAGCCUGAAGAAAUUAACCAGGAUGAACUGAAUGCUAAAAAGAAGGCAGCACGCACAGAGCUCGAGCGCUGGGAGGAAUACUUAAAAGCCGAGGGAACAGACAGCUACAUUGUUGGCAGUCAGUUCACAAUGGCAGACGUGUUUCUUUUCCCAUUGCUGGCUUUUGGUGUGCGUGGCAACCUCAAUCUGAGCAGUUUUCCUGCAAUCAAUGCUUAUUACCAGCGCCUGGAGCAACGUCCUUCCAUCCAGGAAACAUGGCCACCACAUUGGAAAGAGGGACCUGGCACAGAUUUUUGCAGUGGCAUUUAAACAGUUUUAACUUUCCUAAGGGUUAACAGUGAAAAGUUUAUUCUUGACCAGUUCUUGUUUUCGUUUGAUUUCAACUUUAAGAAAGUUAUCCUCUUCUUGGAUUUUUGAUAUUUGCUUGACGUGAAUGUUUAUAAUACUAUAGUCAGAACUAUGCUGUGUUCUUUGGGCUUGUCAUAACAUGAUGCGUUUUUUGUUUUCUAUACUUUUUUGAAAUUCUACCUUCGUACCUUAGAACUUGACCACAAUCUGUUCUGGAAGGCUGUCAAAUGCCAUACAGUAUAAGUGCCAAACACUUUUCUGUAUUACGUGCACUACUCUGCUACUUCUCUUCAAUGCCUACGUAGCAAAAUGAAUGUUACCUGUACCUGUGAUAAUUUUUUUUUAUCCAAGGCAUGACUGAAGCACUAAAAGGAGAAACUAGAAAAUAUUUGUAUGGCUGCAUUUAACAAGUAUUAGACAUGAGUUCCACAGUAAAGGUUUGACCAAUUAGUAUUUCCAUUGACUGCCACAGCAAGAAAGUUAUUUUUGGUGACCUUUGCUUGCUGUUGGUACUUGCAAUAAUCAAAAUUGUGAAAUUGUGUUGGGCUUGAUGUGAAAUGCAGUUUCCUGUGACUUUGUGGUAAGCUGCAUUGAUUUUAGGGCAGUUUCAAAUGGUAUGUACCCUUUAAGAUUUACAAUAUAUAGCUAUGAGUUUUUUGUCUUGUUCACACAUCUGCAAUGGCCACAACCACAUAUAGCUUUGAGCUUUGUGUCUUGUUCACACAUCUGCAAUGUUCACAACCACAUAUAGCUUUGAGCUUGGUGUCUUGUUCACACAUCUGCAAUGGCCACAAGCAUAUAUAUUUUUGAACUUUGUCUUGUUCACACAUCUGCAAUGGCCACAAUAAUAUUUACCAUUCCAAGCCUUGAGUAAGUUUUUAAUGAAACAGAUGUCAAAGGAACUAUUCAUAUAUUUUGGUUCUGAUGGUUUAGAAAUUCACAUUUUUGUUUUGCAAUAACUGGUUGUUUGAACCAAAAUAAAAUGCUGCUUUGUGAAAGCACUCAAAGAGUA